CAACUCCACUCGAGUGUGCGGACGGCCAACCUGGAGACGAGCCUGCGGCUGCUGGCGCAAGGGGCACAGCCUGGGAUGCUGCAUCCCGAGAAAGGCAGCGCUGCGCUGCACAUGGCUGCGCGUGCCGGCCAGAGCUCGCAGGUGGAGCUGCUGCUGGUGUACGGGGCUGACCCGACGGCACUGGACGCCCUGGGCCACUCGCCAGCGGACUACGCUCGGGAAGCUGGCCACAUGGACUUGGCUCAGCGGCUGGAAGAGUGCCAGUUCGAGGUGACUGACCGGCUGGCGUUCUACCUCAGUGGCAGGAAGCCAGAUCACCAGCUGGGACAGCAUUUCAUCCUCCCGGAGAUGUCCGACUGCCUGGAGUUGUCAGAACUUGCCAAGGUGGCCAAGCACAAGCUUCAGAUGCUGCCAGAUGCGCUCUUUGCGGAGCUGGCGCGGGAUGUGCACGACGAAGUGGACCGUCGGGAGAACGACGCCAUCUGGCUGUCGACGCAGAGCCAGAGUGCCCUGGUGGCAGACCGGCAGUCGGUGCCUUUCCUGCCCGUCAACCCCGAGCUCUCGUCCACACGCAACCAGGGACGGCAGAAGCUGGCUCGGCUGAACGCCCGUGAGUUUGCCAGCCUCAUCAUCGACAUCCUGUCGGAAGCCAAGCGGAGACACUUAGGGUCCCAGCACUGCGGACCUUCAAGUCUGAGCGACGACGAGCCCUUGUACGACAGUGUGGCCUCGGACGAAGAGAACAGCCAGUCCUUCCAGGGUGAGUGCUGCCCGUGCUCAGCGCAGACGGCCCAGCUGUGGGAGCAGCUAUCGCAGCUGGAGCGGAGCCAGGCCGCCCUCAGGCAUGAGCUGGAAGCCCUCAGGGCAAGUCACCGGUCCCCCGCAAGGGCGGCGGCCCCCAGGGCACCCCCGCCCCCGGCACCCUCGCCCCCACCAGCGACUCUACGCCGUCCUUCGCAACGCCCCCAGUCAAUGUGCGAGUGGCGCCAGCUGGGGGCCUUCCCAAACAACAUGCCCAGGGACGACAGUGGACUGGGCCAGAUGCAGUCUGGGCAGUGGUCUCACGCAAGCGGAGACUACGACAACUCCCUGGAGCCCCUGCGGGCAAGCUCCGGCAGCCCCGCUGUGGGGGAGCUACCCAGCUACCCGGAGGUGAUUGCCCGCACGGAGCGCAUCACCAAGCGCAUCCAGGAGCUGCUGCUGUCCGCCAGGGAGGGCAGACGAGAGUGCUUCCUGCCCUGCACCGAGAACAUCUUGCAGGCCAGCCUGGAUAUGGGGGCCCUGUUUGUGCGGGGGGGCCAGGGCCCCCUGGGGGCAGCCCUGCGGCAGCUGCUGGAGAGUGCCCGGCGCCUGCAGCGCGAGGGACGGGCCAACCCGGAGACGCAGCAGCUAAUUCAGUGUGCCUACGACGUGGCCAAGGCCGCCAAGCACCUCGUCAUGGCCUACCCGGCGCCCCCCCAGCAGGCCACACAGGCCGGAGAGGGAAGUCAUCUGUGGCAGCACUAACAGAAGGUCCACCCGGCGUGGGAGAAGCGACGGAAACGGACGACGAUUGCACGGUGCACACCGUUGGCCCUCUCCCGUCGUUGCACUGCAGAUUCUGCUACGCAGGACCCGGCGUUGGGCUCCCUCCCAAAUUUUUGGCAGGGGACGGUCCCACCCACUGCACCUGCGGCACCGCAAGAAAGAGCCUUUGCGGCGGCCGCCACUCGCGUUGUCUGCCGAGGCAGUCGCCGUCUCGGAUCCGUGCACCGUGACGAAGUCUGGUGCAAAACUUGAAAUGACUGAAUCUAACAAAUGGUAUCCAAAAGUGGCUACAUGAACCUCGACUGACUUUUCAGCGUGCCAAGCAGUUUCGUCUUUCCUGCCGAGCGUGAAGUGGUAAUGGCAUGGCGUCGCCGUGUCUUCCUACAAGGAGUGCCGCUGCACUCGAAACGGGGUGCCGGAUGCUCGUCGAGCCACCAUGUCACUAACAGAGUGUGAUUAGCUGAAUGUUUUUUGAAUGCUUGGAUUCCAGCAUGUGCUUCAUGCUUUCCGCCAUGCUUUUGAUGGGUACACGUGCUAAGAUGCACGAGCACACUGAGGUGCAUGAGCACGUUCGAGCUGCACGUGCACACUCAAGCUGCACGUGUAUACUCGAGCUGCACGUGCACACUCGAGCUGCACGAUCACACUCCAGGUGCACAAAACACCGAAGCACUGUCAAAGCUAGGAACCUUGAGCUGGAGUUAUGACAUGACAACUAAAGAUCCUCCCUGCAGUCGUCACCUUGUCGGUGACUGCAGUGCGACACUUGUCAAAGGGGUGUGCAGUUUAUAUGUACGAAGCUGCACUCCGGGAGCCGUAAACAUUGCAUCGAGUAGACCCCUUUCCGAGCCAAGUGGCACCUAGUACUGGCAGCCACAGAAACCCAAGCACUCGCGCAUUGACGGCGGCGGCAGUAGGAGAGCUGAGCCUUCUGAGAAGGGGGCAGCGCAAACUGGUGUGUUAUUUGAAAUCCACUGUAGUAGAGCUUCGCUUUAGGGGCUGCCAAGCAGCCGUUCUCUGCUUCCGUUGUGACAUGGCUUUGACCUUCGACAGGGUAGCUGAUUUAAGCUCCGUUAAAUGUUUUUUUGUUUUUAUCUCUUGUCUCAAGCGAAAAACACUCGGCCCUAGUUUUGCACAGUGGCCCACUACCGAACCUGGACUCUAUCACAGGACGUGCGGCAUCCAAUUACUUUGUUUGCGACCGAAGAAAUGCAGCCCACCUAGCGUGCAAGAUAUUUUUCUACUGUUCCCAUAGAUGUUUACUCUGGCACCCCUUCUGCGACACAUAAUAGUGACACAGCACGCCACUGCGUAUAUUUUCCGAGAGACAAGUUUAUUUUUGAAAUCAAGUGGCCAACGAGAAAAUUUCUUGUAUUCAUAAUGCCAGAGGUAAAAUUUACUGCAUGGAUGUUUAUGCAACAGAAGGUUAGUCUGCCCCAAGAUUUAAGUAGACUUACGUUUCCACUGCAGAGGCUGACUCAACUACUGCUGCAUGACUCCCAGCCUCCCUGAGAUGCGCUAGAGCUACUAGGAAGCAAAGCUCUCAGCGAGCGUUGCUUUAUAGCGAUGCUCACUAAGAGCGCUUUAAGCCUAGCUUAUUCAGUGACUAGUGUUCACCACGUAGACCAGUGCAUGCUCCCUGUACCAGCGUAUCAGUAGCUGUUUGACAGAUAUUGAUACUUGCAUCUGGGUCUUGGGAGCAUUUUGCGUCAGUUUCUGUUGUCAGAGAUUCCCUAGUGCGUGUGGUUUGCAACAUGAUUUCGCGACACGUAAAUAAGGGCGGAGCAGUAAACUCCUAAGCACUGGGAAGCAUAAAUGGAUCUCCUGCUCAGGUCUAAAUGUUUUUAUCUCAUAAACUGUCUUUUUUUUUUUUUUAAACCUAGAAGCACUUUUAGAAGGACAGACAAAGUGGAUGAAACAUUUCGUCCUUCUGCUUUAGGCUUGUCCUUUGGUGUUAUCUUAGUUUUCAUUCAUUCAUAAACCAACUCAUCCAAAUUUCUACUUCAUUUUAUGAGUGUUGCAUUGUGCAGUGCAAUUCAUGACGACAAUCUGAAUGUUUAUCUGGGUUCCUCCCUUUUUAUUUAUCAUUUGCAAAGGGAUGGAAAUCUUGAUGUGGUACCUUAGCAAAAGCAUGAAAAAAAAAAAAAAAAAAGUACACUACUGCUAGAUGCUUAUGCCACUCAUUUGUGAUUGCAAGCCUCCUUUUAUCUUGUCUUCUCCAAAUACAGGACUCCUCACUGGCAAGCAGGCCUCUAGCUUUUGCUGUGCUCUGAUAUUUUGCUGCAAAGAAACAACUUCUUUCCGCCACUUUUGGCCCUUUACGCAGCUUUAAUUCAGUAGCCUUCAAUGCCGUCUGACGUUUCCUAGGGCCAACUCACAUUUUCCCAAGAUACUGAAAGCUUAAAAAAGCUUUAAGCGGCUGAAAGGCCCACUUGUGUACGAGAACAGCCGUCGCUUCCAAGUGCCAAUUCCGUCUAGCCCUUGGUGUUCAGACACUGUGCUGCAGCUACAUGUUUGAUGCUGAGUAAUGCAAGCAAAAGUGCAGGGUUAUAGGCAGUAGACCGACAGACCGUGCAUGAAAAGCAUUAUCCAUGGCUACCGACGACGGGCAUCAAAGCCAGGCAGCUUUCUCGAUCUUCUGUCGCACUCCUUGUGAGGUGGCUGACCGAUACAGUUCGGUAUGGAUGACCGCUUGAACUUAGUUUAGAAAGUUGAUUAGGACUUUGUUUUCUUUAGUGCCUCGGUGAAUAGUGGCACGCUGCAACCACGGUUUGUCUUGUAUGGCCGACCCAGAGGAAAUAAAUUGUUCGAGGAUGUUGCAAGA
Molecule: messenger RNA, 4351 nt
Organism: Ixodes scapularis (black-legged tick)
Lineage: Eukaryota; Metazoa; Arthropoda; Arachnida; Ixodida; Ixodidae
Product: ARF GTPase-activating protein GIT1
Biological process (GO): brain development; regulation of ARF protein signal transduction
Molecular function (GO): protein binding; GTPase activator activity
Source: RefSeq, a predicted model, not a curated record